AUGGCUCCUUCCAUUCUCAACUUCAGGGCUCUUCGUCGUCGUUCGAAAGCCAGCUUCAAGACCGACCGUUCAAACACCGACGUCUCUAGCGAUGCUAGCAAUGCAACUACUCCAACUCCAACCAGCGGUGCCUCAACGCCCCCCUCCAUCGCCCAAGCCUCCGACCCUGCUUUCGAUCUCCAUCUGAAAGAUUCCAAUCAUCCCCAGGCCCGCCCGCCCCUACAGCCCGUGCCUAAUUCCCACCGACAAAGCGUACCUGGAAUGACUGGUCUUGGGUCUCCCGUUGUCAAUGGCAAGUGGACGUUGCCAACAUCGCCGUACGCGCCGCGGAUCGCAAAUGUCACUGAAAAUGCCUGGGUCUAUCAGAAGGUUCUCCUCGUACACGGAACUAUCGGCGACCCCUCUCAGCAUGCUCUUGAUGGCAACCUUUCUGUAACCCGCCUUGACGAUGGUUUCCCUCCGACCUCAUGGCCCGUAAGCGACUCUCACUUCAAAGCUCUGGUUUACCUGCAGCCGGGACCCAAUAAAAUCCGUUUCGACUUCUCGAGCCCGAAGCUGCCCAACAGUUCUUCUUCAAACCCAAUCCAUGCUUCCUAUUUGACGGUUCAUAUGCUGCCGAUCAACAAUGCGCCUCCACUGCAACUCGCUAUUGUGGUCGCUAAGGACUCUCCCGAGACCUUUGACGCUGUCCCCGCUAGAGUCGAGCGAGAGGGAAAUGGUCUGGAGACGGCAGUGCGCAAAUUUCGCAUGGCAGCCUACCUCUGGCAGGCUUUCACAGCCGAGCAAAUGUGGCGUAAUAAACUUGGACGCCGAGUGUUCAGAUUCGAGGAGGAAUGGGUUGUCGGUACUUCAAACCUGCGGGAUCGCGAGAACGGAACCCUCCGCUCCGAGGCCAGGAUACACAUAAUCAGAUCGGACAAGACAGUCGCUGAAAUACGAGACCUUGAGCUGGCCCAGCAGAACGAAAAGUCAAGCAAGAAGGGCGACCUAUUUGGGAUCGCUGCCGAGGCGGUCAAGCAGUACUUCAAACCGCUUGGCGACCAAAAACAGUACGUUUCUGUGCUGAUGCUUGACACACAAUGGGAUAAGGAAGCCAAUGUCAUAAGAGGGCAUGCCGCACUGGGAGGAAAUGCUGGCGAACUGCAAUUGGCCAUUUUUGGAUCGCAUUGCUUGCAGAGCUACCCCACGAGUUUCGAGGAAGUUGUCCCCGCAUUUACGGACUGUACUCCGACCGACCUUGACUUCGUCGCCAACGACUGCAACCAGGCAGGAAGCUCCUGGGAAGCAGCCAACAUUGGAAUCGGUGCUCACCUACACGAGACUGGUCACCUAUUCGGCUGCCCACAUCAAGAAACUGGGGUCAUGCUCCGCGAUUACUUGACACUGAAUCGUAGCUUUGUAACCCGAGAGGCCUAUUGCUCCAGAACCAACUCGAAGGGAGGGUUGGUAUUGCAGGCUGACGAAUGUGGCUGGCAUCGGCUGGACUGCUUGCGCUUCCGCACACAUCCGUGCUUCAGGUUGCCGAACGACCCUCCAAUGAACGCCGACGACAGCGUGCAUGCUUUCCCAGUGGAGGGUGGAAACAUAGUGGUGAUGGCAGCAACUGGCAUAGCCUUCAUUGAGCUCUUUGCCGAGGACGACGACGUCUGCCGGAAGUGGAUCGAAUAUCCCAUCGAGAAUGGCUCUGUUCAACGCCAACUCACAUUGAACGACCGCGAACUGCGGGAGAGACUUCCGGAAAAUAAGCGCAAAGGACAACUUAGGGUAUCGAUCAAGUCGCACGGUUGUGGCGCUUUGGACAUUGAGGAUUUCAAGAAGUUAUGUUCCAAGGAGUCUUCCUUUAAGCUGACGCCUGGUCCGCUUGGUAAGACGGCCUACCGAGGGAAGGCACUUGGAACCUCGGCCAUGGAGGGCACCGUUGCACAGGAGGUUGUAUUUGACAGUGCAGUCAAAUCGAACCUAGUUCUGUCUCGUGUCAUCUUUUAUCACGGAUAUGCUGUGGAUGGCAUAGAAUUUGUUUAUGAUGACGACUCAACGCAAUUGUUCGGCAAGAGAGGGGGCAAAGAAGACAUUCGCCGUGGUGAGUACAUUUCAGGCUUUUACGUCCGCUCGGGAUUCUGGAUCGACGCUAUCCAGGUCCUCACCAGCCUGGGUAGGAGGUCACCCGUAUACGGCAAUGCCCACGGUGGUUCUGCACAUACUCUGAUACCCCCGAGAGGAUAUACCAUCUGUGGUGUAGCGGGCUCUUGUGGCGCCUGGGUCGACGGAUUCUCGAUCCUGAUUGUUAAAUAA
Messenger RNA from Colletotrichum graminicola M1.001, 2292 nucleotides. RefSeq names its product metallopeptidase. The coding region runs from base 1 to 2292 and encodes 763 amino acids. Gene Ontology annotation, cellular component: cytoplasm. Lineage: Eukaryota; Fungi; Ascomycota; Sordariomycetes; Glomerellales; Glomerellaceae. The record is from RefSeq and is a predicted model, not a curated record. The transcript is spliced from 4 exons.